Messenger RNA from Carassius carassius (crucian carp), 2206 nucleotides. Its product is annotated as transcriptional repressor p66-beta-like. The record is from RefSeq and is a predicted model, not a curated record. Gene Ontology annotation, biological process: negative regulation of transcription by RNA polymerase II. Gene Ontology annotation, cellular component: NuRD complex. Bases 197 to 2125 code for a protein of 642 amino acids. The transcript is spliced from 11 exons. NCBI's taxonomy places the organism in Eukaryota, Metazoa, Chordata, Actinopteri, Cypriniformes, Cyprinidae. Gene Ontology annotation, molecular function: sequence-specific DNA binding.
UCUCCGACACAGCCGCCGACCAAUAACCCGUCUGUCUGGGCAGAGACCAAGGGGAUGAGCGCUCGCCGAGGCCCAAUCAGCGCUUUUGUGUUGCCUGCCGGUGCCGGGGACUGGUCGUGAAGAGCUACAGCAGCGCUUCAGGAUCGGAGAGUGAACCCGGAGCCAGAGGAACUUGAAGGGGUCAAGGCGAGUCAGGAUGGAGCGGAUGUCUGAGGAGGCGUUGAGGCUGAACCUGCUGAAGCGGGGUCUGGAGGCACAAGAUGAGCGGGACGAAGCUCUGGCCAAGCGCCUGAAGAUGGAGGGUCACGAGGCCAUGGAGAGACUUAAGAUGCUUGCCCUCCUUAAACGCAAGGAUCUGGCCGCUUUGGAAGGGGCGGCUGUUGCGGCGGCCAUGGCAGAGGGCAAAGGCCCGGGGGGUAGCCAGGGGCUGAUGGGAGCUGUGGCCUACGAGGAGAAGAUGAAUGGAAGUUUGAGAGUCGGGGGCCAUGGAGGCCCCAGUAAGAAUGGGAAGGAAAACAUAGUGGAUGAGCCAGUGGACAUGAGUGCCAGAAGGAGUGAAAUAGUUCGGGAGCGAUGCACUCCAUCGCCAGACGUUAUCAUUUUAUCAGACAACGAGGCGUCCAGCCCCCGGAGCACGCCUCACCCUGAGGAGAAACAGCAUCAGGCCAACCUGGAGAUGUUUAAGGGAAAGACUGGCGACGAGCGGCAGCAGAUGAUCAAAGCUCUCCGAGAGGAGCUCAGGCUGGAGGAGGCCAAGCUGGUGCUCUUGAAGAAACUGAGACAGAGUCAGAUGCAGAAGGAGAACGUGGUGCAAAAGGUGCCAGUGGUCCAGAAUGCCCCGUCAUCAGUGCAGCCGUCACCCAUGCACAGUUCACAGGGGCUCGGGAAACUUCCUGUGCGGCCUGGCAUGCACUCAUCUGAGCCUCAGAGUAUGCGCACUGCACAGGGCCACACAGUAAUCAGGUCUGCUGCCAAUGCAUCUUUGCCCCCAAUGAUGAUGUCACAGCGGGUUAUUGCACCCAAUCCUGCCCAGCUUCAGGGUCAGAGAGUGCCCUCCAAGCCUGGCAUGGGCCGCUCCUCCACAGGUGGUUUGGGAAACACAGUCAGCUAUCAGCAGGCUGCCAGCCAGCAGGUGGGGGUCUCGCAGCGUUCAGGCUCAUCCUCGGCUAUCUACAUGAACCUGGCACACAUGCAGGCAGCGGGAGCAGCUGGUGUCGGGGUGGGAGUGAGUGGGGUUGGUGCUGUCAGCCCCUCUACCCUUUCCUCCAGCGUCGCUUCUCUGAAUGACCAGGCCAGCAGCCAAGCAGCCGCUAAACUGGCCCUCCGCAAGCAGCUGGAGAAGACCCUGCUGGAGAUACCGCCUCCUAAACCUCCAGCGCCCCUGCUGCACUUCCUGCCCUCUGCUGCCAACUCUGAGUUCAUCUACAUGGUGGGGCUGGAGGAAGUCGUGCAGAGCGUCAUUGAUAGUCAGGGUAAAAUGCGGGGGUCACUGCAACACAUGGAGCCGUUCUUCUGUGCCCAGUGCAGGACUGACUUCACCCCUCACUGGAAGCAGGAGAAAAGUGGUCGCAUCCUCUGUGAGCAGUGCAUGACGUCCAAUCAGAAGAAGGCUUUGAAGGCUGAGCACACCAAUAGGCUCAAGAACGCUUUCGUUAAGGCUCUGCAGCAAGAACAGGAAAUAGAGCAGAGGUUGCAGCAGCAGGCCGCUCUGUCCCCCAGCUCCGCCCAGACUGUCCCCAGCGUGAGCAAAGCGGAGACCUUGAUCCGACACCAUGCCCUUCGACAGACUCCCCAGCCACAGGCCGCUCUACAGCGGGGUUUGUCCAGCUCAGCACGAGGUGUCCUCUCUAACUUCGCCCAGGCCUCCCAGCUCUCAGUGGCCAGUGGGCUGCUGGAUAUGACAAGCAAGCGCUGUGGCAGCAGCAGCAGUACCAGCAGCAGCAGUCGGGCUCAGCAUGACAGCCGCAGGCAGAUCUACAACAUCCCUGGUCUGAAUAUUGCUUAUCUAAAUCCGGGAGCCAUUGGGGGCCACAAGGCAUCCAGCCUAGCGGACCGUCAGCGGGAGUAUCUGCUCGACAUGAUUCCCCCACGCUCCAUAUCCCAGUCCAUCACCGGGCAGAAAUGAGCCCUGACGGGACUGCAGAUCCCCCUUUCGGACGCCCCACCACCCCUCUGUUCUACAUCAGAACACCAACCCCCCCCACCC